AUGUCUUUAAUAAAUGUCCAUCCUCCUAAAACGUAUUUCGGUGCGGGAGACAUUCAAAAGUCAUUGGGUUCUCUUCCUGUAUUCCCAUGGGCAAAAUAUCCCGGAGAAAAACAUCUCCCAGGGCACAAUUAUACAGGUCCAGGCACGAGAUUAGAUCUGCGUUUAGACGAAAAUGAUAAUCCCAAACCAGGGGAAGAACCCGUUAAUAGAGUUGACGCAGCAGCGCUCAAAUACGACAUACUGUACAGAAACAAAGACGUAACAUUCAGACACCAAGCAGACAAACAAAUGAUAGACGAACUCGAAAAUAUUCCCAAUCCCACUUUCAAAGAGAAAUUACAAAGGGCUCUUAUCAUAAAACUCUUGAAGGCAAAAUUGAAAUUGGACAACCCAAAUGUAAACGAGGAUAGAUUGAAACGAAAACUAACCGCUUUGGAAAGAAAUCUUGGCGAAUUGCUAGCAGAACUAGACAAGACCGCGGACAAAACCGAGUUACAAAAUUCGAUAUCCAAUUUGAACGAAAAGAUUGCGAAGCAAAAAUCAGAUGUUCAAGAUAUAAUUAACACACUUCCCAUUGACAAAGAUACGUUGAAACGACAAUUGACUGCUUUGGAUACUAAAAUCACGGACGAAUUAGAAAAAGAAGUGGGUGUGAUUAAAAACUUUCUUCAAAAUAAAUUUCGAGAUGAUAUGAAAAAUUAUAUUAAAGAACAGGUCAAUCUUUUGGUAUCUAGAAUUCAUGACGAUUUUUUGAGACAAGAGAGAAAGUUGACCAAAUUAGAAGCUAUUGUCACGGACAAAUCGUAUUAUUUCAAUCAUCCAUUCGAAAGUGACACUGUCUUCGAUGAAAAAGACCAAAUUUAUAAAUCAAACAAAUACCGAUUCAAAGCAGAAAUAAAAGUAGGUACUCUCGCAUACGGAGAACCUAAAAACGUAUUCCUAUCAUCUUAA
Lottia gigantea (owl limpet) is the source of this 951-nucleotide messenger RNA. RefSeq lists its product as hypothetical. The record is from RefSeq and is a predicted model, not a curated record. Lineage: Eukaryota; Metazoa; Mollusca; Gastropoda; Lottiidae. Gene Ontology annotation, molecular function: structural molecule activity. The transcript is spliced from 2 exons. The coding region runs from base 1 to 951 and encodes 316 amino acids.